Suillus discolor is the source of this 728-nucleotide messenger RNA. RefSeq lists its product as uncharacterized. The coding region runs from base 268 to 489 and encodes 73 amino acids. NCBI's taxonomy places the organism in Eukaryota, Fungi, Basidiomycota, Agaricomycetes, Boletales, Suillaceae. The record is from RefSeq and is a predicted model, not a curated record. The transcript has 4 exons.
AUUCAACGCUCAUUUCCGACAACUACUGUAAUCAUACACAAGAUAAUUGACCUAGCAGUAUUACUUGUCGAACUCAACAACUAUGCACCUCUCAGACAUGCCUUUGACAUCAGCAAACUACCGUUUUCGGCAACAGAGUCCCAGGACACUCUGACUCGACGACUUGGAGUCUACCACGAUCAUUGCUAAUGUUCCCGCGCGGGUCAGUAUCAGUACAACUGUUCUCGAAGCACAACUUCAAGCCGAGCACUCUCGUUUCUUUUUCCAAUGGCCGUAGUGCUAGACUCGACUGCUCAUCGAUGUUAUCUUUGGUUUCUACUUGUUGGUUUUUGUGGGACCACCUCACAUUUUUGGUUUCCUAAGCGCGGGUCGCAGCUUCACUUCUCAGCAACGUUCAAACCGCUUGACAGGCUUAGAACAAGAUUCCGCAAUCGUAAAUAUUACGACCGGGAGAAGGCCUGGAUUGUUUUGAGCUGCGGUCCGUCAUAGAUGUUAUCCGGAAUACGUUCUUUUGGCCUUUGCUCAGAGUUUCCGGUGCAGGGCAAUUCGUUCCAAAGCACCGUGAUCCUUGUCGACAGCCAUAAUUGCUCCUUCAAGUUGAACUAAAGCUUGAAGGUAGUGCAGAUUGCCUCUACAUUCCCAUUGAACGUUCCUCUCUGUCUGUCUUCUGAUCUGGAACUAGUCCAUCUUACGUUCAACAUCAGCUAACGUCAAUGCCUUUAUGUUUA